Messenger RNA from Sarcophilus harrisii (Tasmanian devil), 5605 nucleotides. RefSeq names its product 5'-nucleotidase ecto (gene NT5E). NCBI's taxonomy places the organism in Eukaryota, Metazoa, Chordata, Mammalia, Dasyuromorphia, Dasyuridae. Gene Ontology annotation, molecular function: metal ion binding; 5'-nucleotidase activity; nucleotide binding. The transcript has 9 exons. Gene Ontology annotation, biological process: AMP catabolic process. The record is from RefSeq and is a predicted model, not a curated record. Bases 359 to 2143 code for a protein of 594 amino acids. Gene Ontology annotation, cellular component: plasma membrane.
AACAAACUCUCCCCAGUUGGAACCCGCCCAGGCCACGGUACAACCCCAAUCCCGGCUCACCGCCCAGCCUCCGGCUCUGCUCGCUUCGGCGAGCGGGCGGGCGGAGCCAGGUGGAGAAAGACUGCGAGUGCAUUUUGUCCCCGGCCAGGCUGGGGAUAGGGGACGGUGCUCCUCCCUCUCCCCGGAUCCCCAGUGGGAAAAGAGGAGGAGGAGAAAGAAGAGAGCUGUCUAGCUUCUUCUCUGAGGCGAGGCGCCUUCGCUCCGCCCCUGUACCCUGAAGCAGUAGGGCUGCCCCGCAGUCCUCUGGGGCCGCUUGAGGACAGCGCGCAGAAGGGAGCAUCUCCCGAGUGUGACAGGGAUGUUCCAAAUCCCGGGAUUCCCCAGAGCCAGAGUCGCGAGUCCCAGUUGCCUCGCGCGAGGCUCGCGGUUCGCGCUGUACCGGCUGUUGCCGCUGCUGUUUCUACACGCUCUGCUAUGUCCCGGAGCGAGCUCCUGGAAGCUCACUAUCCUGCACACCAAUGACCUGCACAGCCGGCUGGAGCAGACCAGCGAUGAUUCUGGCAAAUGCAAGGUCGUUUCGAAGUGCGUGGGCGGCGUGGCCCGUUUGCACACCAAGGUCCAGGAAAUCCGCCAAAGCGAGCCCAACGUGCUGCUACUGGAUGCCGGGGACCAAUAUCAGGGAACGGUCUGGUUCACCGUGUACAAGGGCACCGAGGUGGCUCAUUUCAUGAAUGCCUUGGGUUACGAUGCUAUGGCCCUGGGAAACCACGAAUUUGAUAAUGGAGUUGAAGGACUGUUGAAUCCAUUACUUAAGCAAGUAAAGUUUCCAAUUCUCAGUGCAAAUAUUAAAGCAGAGGAACCAGUUGCAUCUCAAAUAUCUGGUUAUUAUCAUCCAUACAAAAUUUUAUCUGUUGGUGAAGAGAAAGUAGGAAUCAUUGGGUAUACUUCCAAGGAAACCCCUGUCCUUUCAAAACCAGGAAGAUAUUUAAUAUUUGAAGAUGAAAUCCCUUCUUUGCAGACUCAAGCGGAUAAGCUGAAAACCCUCGGAGUGAAAAAAAUUAUUGCCCUGGGCCACUCAGGUUUUGAAAUGGAUAAGCUGAUUGCUCAAAAGGUGAAAGGUGUAGAUGUUGUAGUAGGAGGACACACAAAUACAUUUCUCUAUACAGGCCGUCCUCUUCCAUCCAAGGAAAUACCUGCUGGGGACUAUCCAUUCAUAGUCACAGCUGAUGACGGGCGAAAGGUCCCAGUUGUUCAAGCAUAUGCAUUUGGAAAAUAUCUGGGAUACCUAAAUGUUGAAUUUGACAAUGAAGGAAAUGUAGUCACAUCACAUGGAAAUCCCAUCUUCUUAAACACCAGCAUCCCAGAAGAUCCACUCAUAAAAGCAGAAAUCGACAGGUGGAGAAUAAAACUGGACAAUUAUUCUAAGCAGGAGUUAGGCAAAACCAUUGUUUAUCUGGAUGGCUCCACACAAUCCUGCCGUUUUAGAGAAUGCAACAUGGGAAAUUUGAUUUGUGAUGCUAUGAUUAACAACAACCUUAGACAUCCUGAUGAAAAGACUUGGAACCAUGUUUCCAUGUGUAUCCUGAAUUCAGGAGGCAUUCGAGCCCCCAUCGAUGAACAGAACAAUGGUACAAUCACAUGGGAAAACCUGGCUGCUGUGUUGCCCUUUGGGGGCACUUUUGACUUAAUUGAGUUAAAAGGCUCCACUUUGAAAAAGGCCUUUGAGCACAGUGUCCAUCGCUAUGGCCAAUCCUCUGGCGAGUUCCUGCAGGUGGGCGGAAUCCAUGUAGUCUAUGAUCUGAAACAAAGUCCUUGGAACAGAGUAAUUAGUUUAGAUGUCCUUUGUACCAAGUGCCGAGUGCCAACUUAUAUGCCUCUCCAAAUGGAUGAAGUCUACAAGCUUGUCCUCCCAAGCUUCCUUGCUGAAGGAGGGGAUGGAUUCCAAAUGAUUAGAGAUGAAUCUUUGAAGCAUGAUUCUGGUGACCAAGAUAUCAAUGUAGUUUCUGAAUACAUCAACAAAAUGAGGGUAGUUUAUCCAGCGGUUGAAGGCCGGAUCAAAUUUUCUUCAGGCAGUCACCUUCAAGCAAACCUCUUCAGCUUCUCCCUCACAUUUUUGGCAUUGAAUUGGAUUCUUCACCAAUAAUUGAGUUUUUUCCAUAAAAUUUAUGGGAGGGGGUGAACAAAUUGUUAAUUUAGUGUCAAAAACAAGUUUUAAAAGUGUUAAAAACAAACAAAAAUCUUUAGACAGUGGUUAAGGUUCUGAUUUGUGCUCAGUAACCUAUCAUUAUGAAAACACAAUUCAGCUUCAUAGGGUCUCCCUAAAGCUAAUGGUUUGGGAACUUUGUAACAACUCUUACUCAGGAUAGGGAGGGGUGAGAGGGUAAGAGUAAAGGACUGGAAGGUGGAGGGGGAAGAACUAGAAAGCCAUGGAUAAACAAAAAAUAAAACAAAAACCAUAUAGGAAACAAUGUAUCCCACACUAAAUUUACUAAACAUUUUACCUUUUGUGCCUUAAGAUUUAGUGGGUUACAAAUAGCAAGAUACAACUUCCCAGGCAGUUUAAAAAUAUAUAGCUAUUUUAAGUGAAGUAAAAAUUAUUCUCAUUUUCUAUACCCAGGCCAGGAUGUCACUUCCAGAAGUAAGGAUAAUUUCAGAGAAAUGCUUGACUGUCUUUUCUCCUUAUCGUUGUCAGUUGGUCUGUCUAGGAGUGAAAACAUUGUUUUUGAGCUAUUUUUGAGAGCUUUAAGUAGAUGGUAGAUAUUUUGGCUAGUUAACAUGAUGCAAGUUCCAGAGCAAUAUUUUUUUAAGGCUGUGGAUUGGAGUGGCAAUGGGGUAUAGAUAAUAUCCUUGGAGUCAGGAAGAAUUGACUUCAAGUCCAGCCAUUGACAUACUUAGCUAUGUAACCUGUGGGCAAACAUAUAACUUCCCAAUACCCUGGGCAGCUUCCUAAGAUUUUAAGAUACAAAUGAGUUUCCAAUCUGCUAUGGAAGAUAAUAUGGGGGGGGGCAGGGGGAAGUCAACCUUUCUUUAAAAAAAAACUUCAUUAUAUUUCAUUUGGAUAUAUAAAUAUAUAUAUAAUAUGUGUGUAUAUACACAGAAAUGUAUGUAUAUAUAUGUACAUAUAUACAAAUAUAUAUGUAUAUGUGCCUAAACAAUUACUCACGAUUAACAAAGAAUAAAUAUUUCAAAUAGGCUUGAAAACAGGUUCUCAAUGAACACAUGUCAAGUUCUUAAAGAGAAAAUCAUACUGAUAAGUUUUGGGCAUCCUUCUAGGUACAUCAAUAUACUUUUCUCAGUUGGGUGAAUUUUAUGAACUAAAUAUGUGGAUAUAUCACCUAUCUGGAUUGUCUGGCUCCUUUUAUCAUGGAACAUAACAAGCUGCCUAGCUCUCUGGCAAAAUGCAUAGAAUAAAAAACACAAAAAGAAGCUACAACAGGAAGAAACAGAAUUUUUAAAAAAGGAAAAGCUAAAUCAUUGAGGACAGAUGCACUGCAUAGAGUAGAAAAGUAGGUCCCCCGAGGUUAAGUUUUUGCUGAAUGCUGCUGCUUACCAGUGAGCACUAUAAAUAAAAGAGAGAGUGAUGAUUUUUUUUGGUCUAUCAACCAACCAGUUUCAUUUAUGGGUACAAUAAGAUGUCUCAAAAGAGUUUCCUAAUUAGACUGAACCUGGGUUAUCCAAACAGAGAAGAGAAUCUGUCCUUUGCUCUAAAUUCUCCAAGGAAAGUUCCAUCACAGCAGUCUAUUAGUCUUGGUCUGGUGUCUGUUUAACCAGAGUGCACACAGCCUACAUUAGGAUGGACUGUUGUAAGGAUUAAGUACCAAAUGCAACUGGUAGGCAAUAUGAUAGUGAGACAAUAUGGAUAAUUCUUAGGACACAUAAGGUCAGAUUUAGGACUGUGACUUUUGAGGUUAUCUAGAGUCAACUUCCCUCACUUUACAGACAAGGAAACUGAAAGUUGGAGGUCAAGUGUUAGCUCCAAGGAAAAUAGGAGUAAAUGGCAAAUAUGUUUUGGAGGGAUUUUUUUUAAACUUCUCCUUCCCAUAGUAGAAGUACUAAGCGAGUAAAAUAACUUUCAAAAAGGGUAUUCAUGCAUCCUAGCCUAAAGUACUUGGAAGCUAUAUUUUCAACAACCUGUCUGAUCUAUGCACAUAUUUGCACCCCUAUGGCAAGAAAGAAUCUUGUAGGAAACCAAAAUAGAAGUAAGGGCUCUAUAAAAAAGGGGACAUUGAGACAUGGAAAAACUGAUGUGCAAUUCCUAUUCAAAUCCUUGUAAUUUAUUCAUGUGAUCCCAGAAACACAUCAGAUUUGCAGGCUUAUUAACGUUAGUAACUGAGGACUAUAAUCAUAAGAGGACUUCCCUCUAAAUAAUUACUUGCUCUUACAGUUUAAUAGCUACAUGUAAAAUGACACACGUAAUCAAUCCAAGAAUAAGUAGGAACCUUUCCCUGACCAAACAGGUGGGGAAAUAGCAUUUAAUAUUUCUCAUUUCAUAUUUUUUUCCUAUGUCCAAAUAAAGCAUCCUAAUUGAAAAUAGCCCAGUCCAUAUCUUAAUUAAAAAUCUUAUUUAAAUAGAUUUGUGCACUAAAAUAAUAAUGCUUUUCUACAUGUAGAUCAACUUGGCAAUUGGAUGGAAUAUUAAUAAGGUUAUAAAAGUUUGACAUCUGAAAAAGCUAAGUUUCAGAUAUUUUCAAUUUCCUCUUUUUUUAAUGUUGGGAUAAUAAAAUAGGUUAAAUGUUAUCGAAGUCCAUUUUUUAAAAUGAGAUUUUAUACAUUUUUAAUGUAAAAAUUAAUUAUUUUGUGGUGGUAUCAUAGAAUGUUGAUAAGGAGCAUAAAACACUUUGCAAAUGUCAUGUGCACUGUGUAUAAAUUACAAACAAUAAAAUUCAUUGAGAACUAGUUUUAAAUAUUAACUGCUAUCCACAAAGUUACAUGCAUGUAUGUAUGUAUGUGUACAUAUAUAUGCAUGUAAGUAUAUUUUCAUAUACCCAUACACAUAUACCUUCACAUGUGUAUUUGCAUGUGUAUUUAUAUGUGCAUGUAUUUUGUGUGUGUGUGUAGAUAUGUACUUAAUGGAACAUAGCUAAAAUUUUUGACAUCUUCUUUUUGGUACUUUCCUGAUUUCACAAAUACUUUCUUGGUACUCCCUAUCCCCACUACUUAGCACAUAAAGAAGCAUGCAUGGGGCAGCUAGGUGAUGCAAUGGAUAGAGCACCAGUCCUGAAGUCAGGAGGACCUUAGUUCAAAUCUGGUCUCAGACACUUAACACUUCCUAGCUGUGUGAUCCUGGGCAAGUCACUUAAUCCCAAUUGCCAAAGCCAAAAAAAAAAAAAAGAAGAAGAAGAAGAAGCAUUCAUGAUCCGAAUGUCCUAUAGCUAUCAUCAUCCCUUAAGAAGGUCCAGCUUUAAAAGUGUUCUUGACUCUCUAUGGACAGGAAAUGGGGAGGGAGGAUUGAUUAAAAUAAUUAAUCAAUUAAUAAGCAUUAAGUAUCCAUUAUAUUCCUAGCACUGUUGUGCUAAGUGCUGAGGAUACAAAAAGCCAAAAGACAGUCCCUACUCUCAAGGACUUCAUCAAAUCUGUUUGAAAUAAACCAACAUUUCAAAAUAAA